GGAAAAACGAGACAGUGCGAGAAUAAACAACAAGCAUGGCAAACACUACGGCUACUCUCACUGUUGGUGGCGACAGAACUACGGGCCAGUCUGUCCGUUCACAAAAUGUGAUGGCAGCAAGCUCCAUUGCAAAUAUUGUCAAAAGCAGUCUUGGACCAGUGGGACUGGACAAAAUGCUGGUAGAUGAUAUUGGUGAUGUGACCAUUACAAAUGACGGAGCCACCAUUCUGAAGUUACUAGAAGUAGAACAUCCAGCUGCUAAAAUCUUGGUGGAGCUGGCAGAACUUCAGGACCAGGAAGUCGGAGAUGGUACAACAUCAGUGGUGAUAAUUGCAGCAGAGCUGUUGAAAAAUGCUGACGAGUUGGUUAAAUGUAAAAUCCACCCCACAUCAAUCAUCAGUGGAUACAGAUUGGCUUGCAAAGAAGCCUGUAAGUACAUACAAGAACACCUCACCAUCAACACCGAAGAGCUCGGACGUGAAUGUAUCAUCAACGCUGCUAAAACUAGCAUGUCCAGCAAAAUCAUUGGGUCCCAGUCAGAUUUCUUCUCCAACAUGGUGUUAGAUGCUGCUAAUGCUAUCAAGACAUCUGAUGGAAAGGGAGGGUUCAAAUAUCCAAUUAAGGCUGUUAACGUUCUGAAAGCCCACGGACGUAGUUCAAUUGAAAGUACUCUGAUCCAGGGCUACGCUCUUAACUGUACAGUCGCAUCACAAGCCAUGCCGAAAAAGAUCACCAAUGCAAAGAUAGCCUGUUUAGAUUUCGGUUUGAUGAAAGCAAAGAUGAAGAUGGGUGUUCAGAUCCUAAUUGAAAACCCAGAAGACCUUGAUGGAGUCCGACAGAAAGAAACCGAUAUUACCAAGGAAAGGAUAGAGAAAAUCAUUGCAACAGGGGCCAAUGUUAUCUUAACUACUGGAGGUAUUGAUGACCUCUGCCUCAAGUACUUUGUUGAGGCCGGUGCCAUGGCUGUACGCAGAUGUAAGAAGGUGGAUCUGAGGAGGAUCGCUAAGGCAACGGGCGGGCAACUGGUUUUGACUCUGGCCAAUUUAGAAGGUGAGGAAUCUUUUGACGCGAGCAUGCUUGGACAGGCAGAGGAGGUUAUACAGGAACGUAUCUCGGACGAUGAACUCAUCCUCAUUAAAGGCACCAAGGCAAGAUCUGCAGCUUCCAUCCUCCUACGUGGAGCCAACGACUUCAUGUGCGAUGAGAUGGAACGGUCUGUCCAUGAUGCCCUUUGUGUGGUGAAGCGUGUCUUGGAGUCCAAGUCAGUCGUUCCUGGGGGCGGGGCUGUAGAGGCUGCCCUGUCUAUCUACUUGGAGAAUUUUGCUACAUCACUGGGAUCCCGAGAACAGCUGGCCAUUGCUGAGUUUGCGCGGUCCCUACUGGUCAUCCCCAAACAGCUGGCCGUAAAUGCCGCUCAGGACUCCACCGACCUAGUCGCCAAGCUCCGCGCCUACCACAACAUGUCUCAGACGAAACAGGAACACCGAGACCUCAGAUGGAUCGGCCUUGACCUGUAUGAAGGUAAGGUCAAGGACAACAAGAAGCAGGGUGUAUUUGAACCCACUAUUUCCAAGAUCAAAUCCCUGAAGUUUGCUACGGAGGCAGCCAUCACGAUCCUGAGAAUAGACGACUUGAUCAAACUAGCACCAGAGCAGAAGGAGGGCAACUCUUACCAGGAUGCCCUGAGGAGAGGCACCCUAUAGAUCUU
This is a messenger RNA of Mizuhopecten yessoensis (Yesso scallop), 1708 nucleotides long. RefSeq names its product T-complex protein 1 subunit alpha-like. The coding region runs from base 36 to 1703 and encodes 555 amino acids. Gene Ontology annotation, molecular function: ATP binding; ATP hydrolysis activity; ATP-dependent protein folding chaperone. Gene Ontology annotation, cellular component: chaperonin-containing T-complex. The record is from RefSeq and is a predicted model, not a curated record. The transcript is spliced from 12 exons. Gene Ontology annotation, biological process: protein folding. Lineage: Eukaryota; Metazoa; Mollusca; Bivalvia; Pectinida; Pectinidae.